Messenger RNA from Protopolystoma xenopodis, 375 nucleotides. NCBI's taxonomy places the organism in Eukaryota, Metazoa, Platyhelminthes, Monogenea, Polystomatidea, Polystomatidae. The record is from the annotation of a GenBank genome assembly.
AUGGUAAAUCUUCAUACAUUUAGUUUUCUUUUUUUCAUUUUACCAUCGGACAUUUGUGUGCGUAAGUGUGCAUGUGUUUAUGCGUGUGUGCGGGUGCGUUUUCAUGCGGUUGUGCGCAUCACCGGACAACCGACCGGCCAAUGCGCAGGAUUCAAAAAGGCCUCUAGACGCUUGAUUCCCAAGCCGUUUGUACACCGGUCGACGAUAGGCAACUGGACGGACAGUUCGCCAACCGAUGGUGCACAGCACAUUCUGUCCGAACAGCGAAGUUCUCUCUCGCUUCACUUUUGCCCGAGACGACGUAAAUUCAUCGCUCGACUAGACCAAGCGUCGCCGCAACCAGCAGGGCUCAAAUUCGGCCCACGCCUCUACUGA